AUGGCUUGUCGUGAAGGACGCCGUAAUGUUAUGGAAGUUUGCUCUGCUCUGUUUUUCAUAUGUUCAUCAUUGGUUGCGUCCAUAGAUGGUGUUGUUGGUACUGGCCACAGCUUAUUCAAGGAUUUCCCCAUAUCAGUACUAGAGAGGCAUGUCAAAGUCUCCAGACACCUGCCAGUCUGUGUUAUUUACAGGAAAGACCACCUUGGAUCCAAGCUUGAAGAAACUGUGUAUGAAUUGUGGGUAAGCAAAAGGAGGGCCCUGUCAAAUUUCAGCUCUUGGGAAGUGGGCGCCAUCACGAUAGGCAAGACAGCAUCUGGCAGAAUUAGUGUUCGUGAAGUAAAAGUGUUGCCAAUAUUCCGCUGUUACUUAGGCACCACUGCUGUUCACGACUAUGAGGGGAAACCUUCUCGGACAGGUUUGACGAAGUGGAUCCAGUCUUUGGUUAACUUACAGAGUAAACGACUUAAAGAAGGAACUGUGAGUUUAAUAAACAGAGCUGUCCAAACAGGAAAUAAUGUUUUACUGGGAUUUACCAUGACACAAUAUCAUGAACUUGUGGAAGAAGUCCUUUACCAGAUUGCAGAUAAACCCAGUGCUUACAUAGAAGUGUUUCUGGUACACCAUCAUUCAACAGACAGCAGGUCCCUCCAAGAACAAUAUAGCAUCAAAAAUAUACCUGCGAUUGUGUAUCAUGGAAGGACAGCCGAUGGUUCAGUUGUCAAAAAGGCAUUUUCUGAGCACGAUUUGAAUGUAAAAAGACUGGAGCUGUUUCUGAUGGCUGUGUCAAUUCCAGCCGUACACAUCACUAUGGCGAAUUUUGAAGCUGAGGUUCUCCAGGUCAGAGAGGAUUAUGUCCCAAUAAUGAUUUGUUUCUAUGCUGCCUGGGCCAAUGACUCACUAUCUCACCUGUCAACAUUUAAGAGAACAAUAGGAGAAUUAAGGGAUGCUGGGGUGAAGAUGAGGUAUGGCAUUCUGGAUGUGGCUGUGGGUAAGGCAGCCGUGUCUCGUUGGGUGAGGGCUUCAUUUUCUGUUCAUGUCCCAUUUACCUUGAUAUUUCACCUCUCAGAGUCUAAAGUUGCUCAGUCCUCCAUAGUUUUGUCCCCAUCAAUUCCCUCGCCAUGGAGAACAUACAGCCGCCUGAUAGAGCUGGGUGUAAACCUGACAGAUUGUAAUGGCCAAAGUCUAAAGUCAGUGUACCUGCCAUGGAGUCUCAUGGGGCAUCAUAACCAGGUAUCCCAUGUGUUUGAAGGUCCCUGGGGAUGGAUGUGUACAGACAAUAGCCAUAACUUAACAGACACAGUCCCAUAUGCACAGAGGCAGCCUUCCCAACGGCAUGACAGGGAGGAGCCUAACAACGUGUCUCCACUACACAGUUCGUCUACUCACAUUCAGUAUGACAGUGACAGACUAGAAUCUCGUCUGGAUACGCUACACGGCAUACCAGUUCUUACAAACUACAGCUGGGAGGACAUAAUCCUUCGUUCCCACGCCCCCCAUCAUCCCCUGUACCCAGGGGGAGUCUGGAAGGGGGAGGUCACUAAGAUUUCUCUGGUUAUUUAUGUCAUGGAUGGUUGUGGAAGCUGUAAAAACAACAUGCACACCUUCUCAAAACUGAAAAAUGCUAUCUCAUUCAUAGAUGGAGGAAGUGUGUAUUUGGUGAACUGUACGGCAGACAGAGAGCUGUGUAAGGACCAUGGUGUCACAGGGUUUCCCACGCUGUCAGCGUAUCGGGGGUUGGGUUGGCUGGGAGCAGGGCAAUGUGUGGGUGAUCAGGGUCUCUCUCGAGAGAAAUACGUCAGACUGGAUUAUCAUGGUGUCCUCCUGACUCAGCCAAUAAUUGAUUGGUUCUUAUCCCUGACAGUUGAGACUGUAGACAAUAAGAAGUUUGACUUCCCUUCACUGCCAAUGAUGGAAGAUGUAAGGCUGGUUGCUAGUCUCAUGCCAAAGAUGUCGCGCUUUUUACCGAUUCCACCUGGGCGAGAUUAUGAGUAUUACCUCCCUUACACAUGCUUUCGUUUGGCUUGUGAGAGACUGUUUGGCCUGGCAAAGUGUUACUCAGUCUAUAGUCAGGACAUCCCGCUGUCUGAGUUUGCUAGUCAAGACAUACAGCUCAUUGUAGCAAAGGUUUCUUUGGUCCGGAAGGAUGGUGUGGAGUUGACUCUGAUGCUACUGGGAAAGUCAUUGCUUGCUACACUAGUGGACCAGUCUGAGCCCAGAGCUCAGCAGUACCACAGACUUCAUACCCACAGAGCUCAGGAGUACCCACAGGUGAGUACACAGGAUGGUGUGGAGUUGACUGUGAUGCUACUGAGAAAGUCAUUGCUUGCUACACUAGUGGACCAAUCUGAGCCCAGAGCUCAGGAGUACCCACAGGUGAGUACACAGGAUGGUGUGGAGUUGACUCUGAUGCUACUGGGAAAGUCAUUGCUUGCUACACUAGUGGACCAGUCUGAGCCCAGAGCUCAGCAGUACCACAGACUUCAUACCCACAGGUAUGAUCUGAAGCCUGCUCUGAAAUGUGAGGAUGACCAUACCCGCUGCACUGAGUUUAUCGUCAAGGUUACCAGAGACCACGCUCGCUUACCUGUCACUCAAAUGACAUCAACGCUCUUUCAUACCAAAAACAGUUUGUUUGCCGAUGCCGGACUACCUGUAUUGAUAGCAUUUGUUCACCAAGAGAAUAUCACAGCAAACUCCCCAUUCCAGCGGAUUUUAACCUCUGUGGGGUAUGAGCUAUACAAUGAGGUAAUCACUGUGACUGUGGAUUUGGGAGAAUUCCCUGGAUGGGUAGGACAGUUUGUUCCCCUGGGGUAUUACAGUUCAGAUGGUAUGGACAAGGUCAACCUUUUCGUGUACCCAAGACUAUGCUUAAUCUACUGGAGCGAUCAUCACAAGGCGGCUUUCUACCCUCCACUGGAGGGGACUGAUUACACUGAGGCUUACCAGUUUACCAAGGAAGGGAUUGUGGACUUCGCCAAAGCCGUUGUUAAAUCCCCUAAUAUGUUCAUGGUAGCUACGGAACAUUUUUAAAAGCCUUUGCCGGCGGUGUCGAGGUGUGUAUUGUUCACUAUGUCGUUUGGAGUGUCUUCACGGGCUCCCCGUUCGGCCUAGGAAUUCCUCACCUUGAAGAUGGCCUGCUCUGUAUUUGGCGAUCAUGCCAGAGACUUUAAACAGAGCCCAAUAAACACAGCGAGAAAACAAAAACCAGAGACUGGAAAGAGCCGGUGAGCAUACACCCUCCACAGAUGAUGCAAAAGUUACUCUUCAGCAUGUCUUUCUACCUGACCGUGUAUUUAACUUUGUUUGUUUUUGAAUUUGUGUGUACACACACAAGGAACGGGCGAUCGCUUUGAUACAGAAUAUCUAAACAAGAUGUAUCCCAAUCAUUCCCUUGAAUCUGAUUAAGAGGAAUAGCUCAUUGUAUUUAUGAACACGUUUCUACAUGGUGAAUGUUAAAAAGUAACAUAAAACAUGUUGCUUUGCUCCCAUGGUGAAGGAUAACUUUCACUGUAGAUGUGAUUUGGACAUGGUUUAUAUCUAAAAAGAACCCUCUCCUUUAUGUAUGUAUAUGUACGAAUUAAGUAUUUAUAUUAUAAUACUCAGAAGUAACACUACCCACCCACCCCAUUAAUGUUUAUUGUCUUGGGUAAUAUUUUAAGGAAGAAAAAAAAAGUUGUAUGUAAAAGUAUUAUUCGUGAAUAUGUGCCCCCUUUCCACGGUUUGUAUCAGAAUACGUUACUAUAGUCAAAAGUUGCUUUACGUCAGGAGAUUUGUCAGGUACCUGGUCAAGGGUGGUUUCUCCCGGUUUCCGCUCUCUUGUAUCCACACGUACACCUGACCACCGAUAUAUGAGGGAUACAGUCUUUAUAUACAGCAUGUGAGUUUCUCUUCGAAUAUUAUUUAUUCAGAGCUUUACUUAAUCUGUAUUCACGUUUGUGUAUAUUACUUAUAUACUCUUUGUGAUUAUAUCCGUUUUACUGAGCAUGUAAAUGGGUCUUGUUCCUGUCGGUAUUCAUUGAACUGAACUGUGAAAUUUACCCCAAGCAAAUAACUAUAGGUCAACUUCCAUCCUGUUUGUAAUACAUCCGUGUAUUGAUUUAUUUGGAAACUCUUUUGCUUCCCACUUCCAGUGUAGUGCAAAGAAAUACCUGUCUAAUCUCAUUUUAUAUCAUUAGAGCUGUAUUGAAAAGGGUUUUACAUUAUUGUGAAACAUUUACAUUGUGAAACAAUUGUGACAUUCAGAUCUCGAAAGAGUGUAUAUUAUAUAUCAUGUAUAUUUUGUGUAUUUUCAGCAGUAUCUGUGUUGCUUUUUGUAAUAUUUACUAUUUACAUUUUGUC
Liolophura sinensis is the source of this 4338-nucleotide messenger RNA. RefSeq lists its product as uncharacterized. The coding region runs from base 1 to 3030 and encodes 1009 amino acids. The record is from RefSeq and is a predicted model, not a curated record. Gene Ontology annotation, biological process: response to endoplasmic reticulum stress. Lineage: Eukaryota; Metazoa; Mollusca; Polyplacophora; Chitonida; Chitonidae. Gene Ontology annotation, molecular function: protein-disulfide reductase activity. The transcript is spliced from 26 exons. Gene Ontology annotation, cellular component: endoplasmic reticulum lumen.